This is a messenger RNA of Australozyma saopauloensis, 2280 nucleotides long. RefSeq lists its product as uncharacterized. Lineage: Eukaryota; Fungi; Ascomycota; Pichiomycetes; Serinales; Metschnikowiaceae. The transcript has a single exon. The record is from RefSeq and is a predicted model, not a curated record. Gene Ontology annotation, molecular function: myosin binding. Bases 1 to 2280 code for a protein of 759 amino acids.
AUGAGCUUUGGUCCCAGUAUAUUUUCUAAUUACUCUCCAGCAGAGGCCGAUUGGGGAAUCGAAGAGUAUCUCCCCAGAGGCCGCUUCAACUCUGUAACUGGUAGUGAUUUCUCACAUCUGCGACUCCGAGAACAGCCCCGUAUCAGUUCAUUGGGUCACAGCGAGUAUCAAGAGAGCUUGAGAGGAUCGCCUGCAUUGGCUGCAACGACAGAAAAUUUCCACAAGUACAUUGACAAAUACUUGUCUGUCAAAUCACUCCGAGACUUGAUUCUGGACAAAUUCAAGUACAAUCUCGUGGUGUCGAAUCUCCUAGAUGAAUCAUUGGUUCUUUCCAAAAAUGAGCAGGCUCUCACUAAUUUGCGUAGACUUCAAAACGAGGAGAAGGACAGUUCUUUCAUAGAAAGCUAUGGUGAUGAGUUCCUACUGCUCCGAGUGUUCCUGAAACUGUAUAAACUUGUCUCUUCCCAGUCGUUGUCCAAUCCUUGUGUGCUUCUCAAUACGAUCUCGAUGAUGAUAUUCCUAUUCAAACAAAAUUUCAAAUUGUCCUCACAGCUAUCUCACAACACAAAAAUACGGUUAUUCCGGUUUCUUCUCAUAGUUUCUACGAAGAUCAUCCAACACAAGCGAAUUUGGGCAGCCAUAGAGGCUUCUAAAACACUCCGAAAUCUCGAUGAGUUCAUGAUUACAAGUUGCCAAAUCAAUAAAGCAAUAAUUACAAAUGUAUUGAGCAUUAAAGAGUUUGACAUGUUUGCCUGUCUCAAUCGACCAGAAGCUCUGACGAUCCUGGCGCCACCUCAAGAAUAUUCGUCAGAUUUAAAAAGUCACCUCAACACUAUUCUCGACAAUCUCAUGAUCAACUUCAAAUUCUCUAUCAGAGAACUUCUACCUUUUUCCAACGGGGAGAUUUUGGAAAAGUACUGUGAAAUUAAUAAUAUUCCCUUAGGAACAAUCACCCAAUUACCAAUGCAACCAGAGGACUUGAAUCUUGAAUACUUAACUUCUAAACUAUCGGCGUUCAAUGGUUUGAGAAGGUUUUUUGUAUGCCAAUUACUAACCAUUCAUGACCCACAUUCUCACAACUUCUUCAUUUUAAAAUUAUGCGACCACUUCAAUGUGAGUUUGGAGAAAUUUCCAAAAUUUAUCUCUUCCUCAUGCAAAAUGAGGGCUCUCUGCAAAAUUUUUUCUGAGCAGAUCUCGACUGCCAAACGACUUUUGGCCCACAAUACCCAGUUCAAAGCUUUACAAUCUGUGAAUCAAACAGUGGACUUUGUAAAUGACGAUAUAUUAUCAACGAAUACUGACGGACGAAGCGGAAAAUUCCAAGAAGAUUACUCCUUCAAUGAUUCAGAUCUACCCUUGAGUCAAUUAAUUGAUAAGCUACAAAACUUGACUACGAGCUUGAAGUAUUUUAAAAAGUACAAAAAUUCAAUUGCAAACAACAGCAGCGCCGAGGAACAUGAGGAAAAAAUAUCUAUUUUCGAGCUGUUCGGCUCCGAACUUAAAGGAAUGAUGAGUGUGUAUCAGUCUUGUAUGAAUGACUUGAGUCACGAAUUUACUUUGAAAUUUCAGGGUGACACGAGCCCGUCGACUCGCUCGAGCUCAAACAGAAAUUCUGCUAAUCAUGAACAAUUUAAUCCAAAGGUAUUUCAUACCUCUUCUCGCUCCUCAAGAAGGCAUGUCUCGCAGCCAGGUACUUUGACAGAGCUGGACCUCAUCAAUUGCCCAGAUAAGAGGCUGAAAAGACUAUCCGUGGGGUUGCAGUUGGGCUUAUUAACUGUUCUUGAAGAACCUAACAAAAAAUUAGGCACGGGCGAGGUUUCCAGACACCAAUCGGAAGCUUCGCUGAGAAUUCAGCUGCCGCUUCUUAAUGAGGCAUACAAUGCGCGGGCGUUUGACGCACUUACACGAAAGCAGGAUAUCAAGUCUAAUCGUUACUCGAUGUAUUCGCUCAACUCCAAUGUAUCAGGUAUCUCAGAUCUAAUUGCUUCUACGAAUUUAACUACAGAAAAUGGAUCUCCCGAUGUCUCACGAUUCAAUGAAGAAAACUCUGACCAUAUGUCUAAAUCUCAACUCAAGGAGAGAUUGGAGGAGAGUUAUUCGAGGAUGUUCAGCGGAGAUACUCGUCAUCACUCAGGAGAUGUUGACAAAAAUGAAGGCAACAUGCAUUUCCGAGAGGAAGCUGCAGACUCUAAUGAUUAUUAUUCGUCAGGCAUCACACAAAACAAAGAAUUUUUGACCGAUCUAGAGAACACACUCGCUACGAAAACCUCUUCCCCAUAA